AUGCCUCCUCAUACCCGCACCUGGAAAGCUCGCGUCUUCGCAGCAACAAGCCUAGACGGCGCCAUUGCACGCCGGGACCACGAUGUCAGCUGGCUUACACAACCAGAGCCAAACCCAGCCCAUAAGGCCCCGACGCACUCAGCGGCAAGAUCAACGCCGUCUACAGAACAGCACGCGGCCGAAGUCGAUUUUAUGGUCAUGGGCCGUCGAACGUUCGAGGUUUGUAUUGGUUUUCCAGAGUGGCCGUACCCGGCGAAGAAGCUGCUUGUCCUGAGCGCAACGUCGGCGGCUUCGGCUUGCAAGCUUUUGAAUCAUGAGAGCGGCAGUGCUAUUACUGAGCACUUGCAACAUGUCCGGGUGGUCGCGUCUCCCGAGGAGGCCGACAGGAUCUUGACUGAGGAGGGCGCGAGUCUGGUGUAUGUGGACGGCGGCAAGACGGUCCAGGAGUUCCUGAGGCGCGGCUGGGUAGACGAGAUGGUCCUUACGCUGGCCCCUGUUCUGCUGGGAGGGGAUGAGGGGAGGCCAAGGUUGUUUGGUGAUCUCCCUGCGGAUAUCCGCUUCACGCUCUGUGGAGUAGAUGUCAUUGAGAAUGGGAUGCUUCGUCUCUAUACUCUGGGACAACCCCAAUUAUGA
This is a messenger RNA of Aspergillus nidulans FGSC A4, 633 nucleotides long. Its product is annotated as dihydrofolate reductase family protein. Gene Ontology annotation, biological process: riboflavin biosynthetic process. Gene Ontology annotation, molecular function: 5-amino-6-(5-phosphoribosylamino)uracil reductase activity. The record is from RefSeq and is a predicted model, not a curated record. NCBI's taxonomy places the organism in Eukaryota, Fungi, Ascomycota, Eurotiomycetes, Eurotiales, Aspergillaceae. Bases 1 to 633 code for a protein of 210 amino acids. The transcript has 2 exons.